Messenger RNA from Trichoderma harzianum CBS 226.95, 941 nucleotides. RefSeq lists its product as hypothetical. The coding region runs from base 8 to 763 and encodes 251 amino acids. Lineage: Eukaryota; Fungi; Ascomycota; Sordariomycetes; Hypocreales; Hypocreaceae. The transcript is spliced from 3 exons. The record is from RefSeq and is a predicted model, not a curated record. Gene Ontology annotation, molecular function: catalytic activity.
CUUACCCAUGAGCCAAUUUCUUCACAACCUGUCUCGUCAUUCAGACUUAUUAGCUUCAAGACUGGCAUUGUUCCGAGUAAGCCGAUUUGCUGCUCGGCCUUGGUUAGAUCGUCCUGCUAGAGCGUUUAGUCUGAAGAGCUUCGGGAAGCCUUCUUUUGUAAGGGGCGUCAUGACUUCGACUAACACGGACGGAAUGACUAUCAAGUUUGGGCCUUUCGAGGUCACGAAGCAGGUCUUCCUGACAACUCCGCACUCCUACGGUCUUGUCAAUCUCAAGCCUCUCCUCCCAGGCCACGUCCUCAUCUGUCCACUCAAACCCCACAAACGCCUCCUGGAUCUUUCCCCCGCUGAAACAACAGAUCUCUUCGCCACGGUCCAGCAGGUCCAGAAGCUCCUCGCCCGGCUCUACUUCCCGGAUCCCUCAGAUCUCAUGUCGGGCAGCUUCACCGUCGCGCUGCAGGAUGGCGCGGAGGCGGGACAAACCAUCCCCCAUGUGCACGUCCAUGUGAUUCCUCGCAAGAAGGGCGACAUGGGAGAGGCGAUGGAUGAGAUCUAUGUGCAUCUAUCCAGCGAGGAGGCCAAUGUGGGAGGAGCUCUGUGGGACCAGCAGAGGCCUCGACCGGGUGGAAAAAUGCCGAGAAUUGAGGACGCGGAACGCAAUGCUCGGACAAUGGACCAAAUGAUUGAGGAAGCGGAAAAGUUCAAGACCGUGCUGGAGGAGAUGGGCAUCGCGAGUUCUGCCAGGGGAAGUGAGCGGUUGUAAGAGCCCGGAUGUCUGUCGGAAGGGAAGAUGUUGUGCAUAGAAGCGCUGUGUACCUGCAUACACGGUGUAUGUGUUACCAUACCUUAGAUGCUGCAUUAGCAUCCAUGGUCGAUAGAGAUACGACAAUUAAACAAGAGCGGCACGUUAUCAUGUUCAUUUAUUGAAAACUCGUGCUAUU